UGUGGAAUCUUGCAGAAGUUUGAUGCUAAUGCCCGAUGAGGAAUAUCUGCUUGAAAUUUGGCCUCUAUGAAAUUAAACAAUUCACACCGACGAGUAAGAUAUGAUUAAGUUUUAAUAUAUAUAAUCUAUAUUAAAUUCCUUAAUCUCCCCUUAUUUAUUUGCUCUAUCCAACCCUCUUUGCUCCAUCUCAGAUCACGCAUUAGCUACUAUUUCCCAAAGUAUAGUUCCCUGUAAUUUUGAAGAGUACUCGAAAUGGGAAAGAACCAAAUCACCACCAAAAACACAGAGUCCCAAGGUGUAUGUGAAAAGAUUUUCAGAGCAGUGAAUAUAAGUCCAGCUUUUCGAUCAUUACGACGAAUUUCUACAGUUCAUCCACAGACACAACAUCCCAAAUCUGCUAGUACUAAUUCAGCUACAAAACCAAUAGUAGCAAGUGCUGAUCAUCACAUAAAUGACCCUGCUAAAGCCACCAAAUUCAAGCUAGUUGCUCAAAGUGGAUCCACCAUUCCUCUUGAUCAGUUAAAUGGCAAGCAAAUUCCAUUGCAAGAGAAAAAUCAGAACUUGUCUAGUGCUGCCUCUAACAUGGUACGUGUAGAAUAUAAUCACAGGGCAGGAGAAAGUGCCACACCCAAGUUUAAACCUGAAUCUCUGAAACCUGUGAACAAGCUCCAUCAGCAGAAUCAAGAUCCUUAUAAAGGCACGAAAGUUGAACCUCAUGUGAACAAGUCCCCUGUAAAGAACAUGUUCACUACAGUUCGUUAUCAGAUAAAUGAAGGACCUAAAGAUGAUAGUAAUGAAAGAUUUUCUAAUUAUAUCGAUCACGUGAAAAACAAGAUGAUAAAUACGUCUAGUUUUGAUGAUGAUCAUAAAGUCUCUCACUAUGUUGGCCGCUCCAAGUUCAAGACCUGAACUACAACUAUUGCUGGUGGGAACAAAGGAGCUGCUUGAAGAAUCUUUGCAGAGUUAUGUGUAUGAUUGUUUAUCCUUUAAAUAAGAGAAAUUUGUUGGGUGCUAUAUAUAUGAUUUUAUAUAUAGGUUCGUAUAUGUAUUAGAAAGAUUGAAUCUUGGAUAAAGGAAAGAAGCUUUUAAGGGUUUGUGUAUAAUAAUGACUUUCUGCUAAUUUAUGAGACAUAUAUACUUUAUCA
Messenger RNA from Lycium barbarum (goji berry), 1145 nucleotides. RefSeq lists its product as uncharacterized. The transcript is spliced from 2 exons. The record is from RefSeq and is a predicted model, not a curated record. Bases 253 to 909 code for a protein of 218 amino acids. Lineage: Eukaryota; Viridiplantae; Streptophyta; Magnoliopsida; Solanales; Solanaceae.